Truncatella angustata is the source of this 672-nucleotide messenger RNA. RefSeq lists its product as uncharacterized. The record is from RefSeq and is a predicted model, not a curated record. Lineage: Eukaryota; Fungi; Ascomycota; Sordariomycetes; Amphisphaeriales; Sporocadaceae. The transcript has 2 exons. The coding region runs from base 1 to 672 and encodes 223 amino acids.
AUGAAGUACACAACUGCCGCCGUUCUCCUGCCCGUGGCCUCGGCAGCCAGCAUUGAUGCCCGCCAAGCCACCGAACUGAAGUACGAGAUCAGCGAUUUCUCAGCAGCCUGCACGGCCGGAAGCAUCUACUGUUUUUACGAAGUCAGCAUAGUUACUAGCAACAACCCCGAAUUCAAACAGGGCUGUGAUGCGAUGGGGACGAGUGACAACGGCGAGCUGCCCGCCGUCAGAAAGACCCAAUGCGGAACAUACACCAUCUCGGUCGCCAAGUUGGACGAUGGCGGAUUGGUUCUGACCAUUAAUUCGGGCCUGGAACGGCUUACGGGAACCUUCACUAUCUCUAGCGACGACUUGACUACUACGACGUCGGGCGAGAGCACGGUGCAGUCGUACGCGGGCGACUCCGCCUUCACCAUCGACAUCAAGAACGCGUCUUCUGCUUCGGCUUCUGCCUCGGGCGCUACUGCUUCUACUCCCACUGCAUCACCGGCCUCCUUUGUGUCUCCAUCUGCCUCAAGUGCUUCUCGUACUACUGCCUCAGAGCCAUCCGCCACGAGUACUACGACUCUAAGCUCCGCCAGCCCCAGCGAGACCAGUGAUGCGACUCGGGAAAGCGCAUGCGCUGGUGUCCUGUUUGCUAUUGGUCUGAUGGCCUUUACUGUUCAGAUAUAA